Molecule: messenger RNA, 1481 nt
Organism: Dipodomys spectabilis (banner-tailed kangaroo rat)
Lineage: Eukaryota; Metazoa; Chordata; Mammalia; Rodentia; Heteromyidae
Product: endogenous retrovirus group K member 5 Gag polyprotein-like
Exons: 2
Coding region: 1-1446 (481 amino acids)
Biological process (GO): virion assembly
Molecular function (GO): nucleic acid binding; zinc ion binding
Source: RefSeq, a predicted model, not a curated record
AUGGGUUGUUGUAAGUCACGCCCAAAGGAGGAAACUCCAUUGAAAUGCCUCCUGCGUUCCCUGGAUGUCUUGUCUAUUGACUGCAUCAACAAGAAACAACUGAUUUAUUAUUGCACUCAAGUUUGGCCACAGUACCAACUGGAUAAUCGUUCUCGAUGGCCCAAAGACGGGACUUUUGACUACGUCACUCUCAGAGAUUUAGACGAUUUUUGCCGUCGUAAUGGUAAAUGGUCUGAGGUCAUUCAUAUUCAGCCAUUCUUUGCUCUCCGGGACAACCCUGCCCUAUGCCAAUCAUGCCCGGCCUUUCCACUCCUCCUGGCACGUGGAGAACCCAGCUCUGAUAGCGCAGGGCCCCAUCCGGAGCCUGAUGUGGCUGACCCUCUUUUUGACUCUGCCCCUCUUCCUGCUGAGCAUCUGGUGCCUUCCCCACCUUCUUCACUCUCCUCUCCUUCACCCUCUCUCUCUUCCCCCCCUGCAGCUCACACCCGGUCUCGCACUGGUGGCACACAACCUCCACCAGACCCCAUGUGCCCUUUGCGAGAGGUGGCAGGGGCUGAAGGUGUAAUUAGGGUGCAUGCGCCAUUCUCAAUGUUUGAUAUUGCUCAGAUUGAGAAGAGGCUGGGAUCUUAUGCCCAAGAUUCUAAUAAUUAUGUUAAGCAGUUUAAGAACCUGGCUCAGACCUAUGACCUUACUUGGCAGGACAUAUAUCUAAUACUAUCCUCUACCCUUACUGCUGAGGAAAAAGAAAGGGUGUGGACUGCAGCCCAGGCACAUGCCGAUGAAGCUCACCGCCUAGAUAUUAACUUUCCAGUGGGAGCAACAGCUGUGCCUAGGGAAGAGCCCAAUUGGAAUUAUCAACAUAAUGCUCCUGGGCGGGAAAGCAGAAAUAGGAUGAUAACUUGCUUAGUGGCUGGCCUUCAAAAGGCAGCCUAUCUCCCUGUUAAUUAUGACAAAUUAAACCACAUUACUCAAAGGCCCAAUGAAAACCCGGCAGAAUUUCUUGAGCGCCUUACAGUAGCGCUCCAGCGCUAUACAAGGCUGGACCCAGAGUCACCAGAGGCUAAGGUGGUUCUCAAUACGCAUUUUAUUGCCCAAUCAGCCCCUGAUAUUAGGAAAAAGUUAAAAAAGGCUGAGAACGGUCCUCAGACCCCUCAACGAGAUCUGGUGAGUAUGGCAUUUAAAGUUUUCAAUAAUCGAGAGGAACAGGAGAUUGCCGAUAAGACUGCCCGUGAGAGGGAGAACUAUCAAAUCCUGGCUGCUGCCAUCCGGCCUCCUCUGAGGAGAGGCACCCAACAUACACCACCUGGAGCAUGCUUCAAGUGUGGGCAAGAGGGCCACUGGGCGAAAUUCUGUCCCUCACCACGACCUCCACCUGGACCCUGCCCAAGGUGUGGGCAGCAAGGACAUUGGGGAGUCGAUUGCCCCUCCUCACCUCCACAAGAAUGAAGGUGCCCAGGGCCACCUGCUCCCAACAACCAGAC